GCUAGGGACUCAGGAUCCUGAGAGUAAACAUCAUUAACUCACCUUAGAGAUUAGAGGGCUUGUCACAGCAAGUCCACAGGCUCGGCCCACACCUGGCGUCGGCCUGAGAGAGGCCGGGGGUGGGGCAGACGGCACCUUGGUCUCCUGGCCCAUGGGAGCCCCCGGCAAGCCAAGCCAGGCCCCGCUGGAGGGCUGGCAGGAACGUGCAACAGAUGCCGGGGUGUGACUGUGGCCGGAAUGUGCAGUCCAGGUGUGUGCUGCUAUUCCUGUCUGACCUCACCCCCUGUCUCCCUGCCCUCCCUCCACCCAUGCGGGCCGCACAGGCCAGGCUCAGGUGGCAGUCCCUAAACACAGACCCACUCUUGGCUUUCAUCUCCUUGUGCCUUGCAGGUGACUUCCCUGGCAACACCACCCAGGCUCCUGGCCCCUUUCUGGGCCCCGGCCCGGAGCAGCUCCCCACCCCAGCAGGAGCGAGGGCUGCCUCUGUGCCGGGUACCAGCCAGGGCCCCCAGGACCCGCCCCCGCGGCUGAAACUGACCGAGGCGGUCAGGGUGCUCUGCGAGAUUGAGAAGGUGGCCAUCGCCAUCCAGAGGCGCUUCCUGCAGCAGGAAUCCAUCCCCGAGUCUUCCCUGUACCUGGGACACCCAUCCUGCAAUGUGAGCGACCACAACAGCACACACGUGCUCCUGGUGGCCGGGUGGACCGAGUGCGGAACCGUUGUGCAAAGUAACGUGACGAACACGGUGGUGAGGACCAUGCUGAGGAACGACCUGUCCCCCGAGGGCAUCAUCCACCACCUGAAGAUCCUGAGCCCCAUCCACUGUGCCUUCCAGAACGACCUCCUGACGUCAUCGGGCUACACUCCGGAGUGGGGGGUUUACACCAUUAUCGAGGACCUCCACGGCGCUGGCAGUUUUGUCACCGAGAUGCAGUUAUUUAUUGGGGAUUCUCCUAUACCUCAAAAUUACAGCGUGUCUGCCAGCGACGACAUCAAGAUUGAAGUGGGGCUCUGUAAUCAGAAGAGCAACCUCAAGGUGGUCCUGACCGAGUGCUGGGCGACGCCAUCCAGCAAUGCCAGGGACCCGGUCACGUUCGGCUUCAUCAACAACAGCUGCCCCAUCCCCAACACGCACACGAAAGUGCUCGAGAACGGGGAUUCCAGCAAGGCCCAGUUUAAGCUGAAAAUCUUCUCUUUCAUCAACAACUCCAUCGUCUAUCUGCACUGCAGACUUCGCAUUUGCAUGGACUCCCCUGGGACCACGUGCAAAAUAAUCUUGCAGAAAAAAGGACUGAAAGGCACACUGACGCCCAGAUGACUAUCAGCUAAGGGCGAACACCAGCCUGCACCUGUUCCAAAAGCCCCUCAGAAAUACGAAGAGAAUUAAUACCACAACCAGCUCUGCAAGGAGCUGCGAGUCUUCAGAUUCUUUAUGAUAUGGCUUUCCACAUUCCUGUCCACGUUCUCGUAGGAGGGGUGCUGUGUUGGCGUCCUGUGGCUGCAAGAACAAAGUACCCCGGAGCCCCUGAAACAGCAGGAAUGCAUCCUCUGAGGGGCUGGAGACAGGAAGUCCAAGAUCAGGGUGUGGCCAGGGCCGGCUCCCCCUGAGGCUGUGAGGGAGACUCAUUCCAGGCUCUGUCCUUGGCGUGUCUUCACAGCUUCCUUUGCGUGUGUCUGUGUUCAACAUCCCCUUUUCAUAAGGACACAGUCAUGUAGGACUAGGACCGCCCCCUAAUGACCUCACCUUAACUUCAUCUGCAAAGACCCUGUUUCCAAAUAAGGUCACAUCCGCAGGUACUGGGCGCUAGGGCGUCAACAUCUUUUAGCGGGGAAUAAAGCAGGUGUAUAGUGAGCGGGUCCGACCACGUCCCUGAACCUCUCUGGGAGGCAGAGGUGUGGAAAGGAGCAUGCAGCUGCAGCAGGCCACGGAGAAGGUCAAGGUGACUCAAAGCCAACGGAGGGCCCGAGCGGCCAAGGGGCCCGGGCUUGGAGACGGCUCAGCAGGUGCUCUCUCGAACCUCGCUUCCUGCAGCCCCUGCUGCCCACCCUCCCUCCUGUCACACCGGCAGAGCCCCGUGGUCCAGGGCCCUCAUGCCCUCCGCUGUCUGAGCUCAUCCGGCGGGUUUACAACGUACAGACCAGAGUCUCACCCUGACAGAGACCGCAUUUCUCAGAGCUGAUGAG
Messenger RNA from Leptonychotes weddellii (Weddell seal), 2182 nucleotides. The record is from RefSeq and is a predicted model, not a curated record. NCBI's taxonomy places the organism in Eukaryota, Metazoa, Chordata, Mammalia, Carnivora, Phocidae.